Messenger RNA from Lytechinus pictus (painted urchin), 2287 nucleotides. RefSeq lists its product as uncharacterized. The record is from RefSeq and is a predicted model, not a curated record. The coding region runs from base 437 to 865 and encodes 142 amino acids. The transcript is spliced from 5 exons. NCBI's taxonomy places the organism in Eukaryota, Metazoa, Echinodermata, Echinoidea, Temnopleuroida, Toxopneustidae.
GAAAGCACGAUCACCGUAACGGGUACGAGCGCGAUUGCCAGGUGCAAGUAAUUUAUAUGAAUAAAUUGUAUAACCUAAGUAUUUCCAUGAAAUCUACGCAAGAUAUUUCGAAGUACAACAAAUAUAGACAGCCCUCACAUUUGUGUAUUAGUCCCACAAUGGACAUUUAGCGAGAUUGAUGUGGUAAUAAAACGGAUAUGGAAUUACUUUCACUUUGAUCAUCAGUUCGAUAAUCAAUUCAUGAAAGUCAUCCGAAGCAAAAGGACGCUGACAGUAGCUUGGAAGGAUUGAAUGCUGGAAGUUGGCUAUUUCGUUACUAAAGCUCUUCUCCACAUAAAAAUAUACAAAUGAAUUAAGAAGGCGGCGUGAGGCUAUCUAUACAAUUCUCGGUAAUUAUGCCUGAUCACCGAUCGUUGUAUCGAUCCCUUUGUCAACAAUGUUUCCUAUCAUGGUGGUCCGAUUGGCGUGUCAUCUCGUCAUAUUGAUUUAUUUCCAGCAUGCCCUCUGUGAAUGUUUGUUCAGCACACCUCUUCCCCCGGCAAACGGUGACGUAACAAUCGAUAAUUAUUCAAAUUCUGCUCACUUUACCUGCGAGAAAGGUUAUUACAUCAAUGGUAAUGCAUCCAUAGAGUGUAUAGAUGGCCAGUGGUCCGAGUCGACACCUAUAUGCAAAAGGGAUAUAGGUCACAUUGUACUCCCUGUAGGGAUUUCAGUUGGAGGACUGAUUUUGCUUCUAUUCAUCUCAUAUCUUAUCACCAUUCUAACCAGACGGCUUCGUCGAAAAAGAAGAGAGCAAGCACUCCAGAAGCGUUUGGACAGACUGUGGUCCACGAAUAAAGAUCAACUGCUCGUGAUAAGCCAUUGACUGACAUCUCGUCAGAACCUCUCAUGUUGAUAUCUCAGGCACUAAUGGCGUAAUGAGCCCCCCCCCCCCCUCCCUCCAAAAACAAAUCGAGGAUUCCCAGACAUAUGGGGCAACUUUACUUACAGUCGGCGAGAAGUAAGCGAAACGAGCGAGAUUUGUUUACCUUUUUAGGUAUAAAAAAAAGAAAUCCAAGUCAUUUGUUUUUCUUGGUCGUGAAACUUUUUUUGGGGGGGUGUGUGACCCCAAGCCCCCCCUCCCCAUCUGUACGCCAAAUGUCCGCCACAUUGAAGGGUCAACGACAAACUGUUACAUGUAUUUAAUUUUGACAUUACAUAGGGCCUACAAGGCAUAAAGAUCUUCAUGUGACAUCGUAUGUUUUUAUACAUUAAAUAAUAGGUCCAUGUAAUUACAGAGUUAACCGAAUCAAAUCUCUUUUUCAUACUCCCCCUCUCCCCCCUUUCAAAAUAUAAAAUUUCAUAGAGGCGGUCACCCUGUCGCCCACCCCUGCCCCUCUCCUCGUCUGUGGUGCUACCGCUGUACACAUUUGUAUCCCGAUGCAUUUAGAUGAUAAUUCGCUUCGCAGAAUGAGUGUACCCAUUUUUUUUUUUUGGGGGGGGGGGUGUGUGACCCCAAGCCCACUGACACUUGUCGAGUACCACGGGGUCCCACUGAAACUGAAACUUGCCACCCUUCCUUCAUGACUGUGCAUGUCGUGUUGUAUUUAUAUUCUAAAAAUAUACAUGUAUAAGCCUACACAUCAAUGUGUCAUAGUCAAGAAGUCAACUUUAUUGUAUGUACGUGUAUUAUGAGAACCGAUACAUAUAUAGCCAGCUCAUGUUUUGAUUAUUUUUUUAUUUGAAUCUUAUGAAAGUCUUGAUCUUUGAAUUGUCCUGAUACAAUAUACAUUUUAUUUCUCCACUCUCUCUCUCUCUCUCCCUGUCUCUCUUUCUACCUCUCUCUGUCACUCUCUCUCCCCCUCUUUCUGUCCGGAUAUGAUAUACAUUUUAUUUCUCCACCGUCUCCCCCUCCCCAUCUCUCUCUCUCUCUCCCUACCUCUCUCUAUCAUUCUCUCCCCCUCUUUCUCUUUCUCUCGCAUCCAUCUAUACCUUAUUUAUUAAUUAUAUUUCAAAAUGUUACUGUACAUAUGUGUAGUUCAUUAUCCAAAGUCAUAGCAAUUUAUACAUUUUAUAAAAUCACUAUAUGCUAGUUGACAAACAUUGCAUAAUCGUGUCUAUCAAUAUAAUUAUGAAUUCGUAUAUAAUGAAUUUAUGAAUUAAAUGAACAAAGAAGUAGAUCGAUCUCUUUCUUUUAGUAUUUUUUUUCCUUGGUAUUUUAUAUUGUUCAUCCACAAAUAUCAUAGAAUUGUACACAAAAUCACAGCUAAAGCAUUUAUUAUUUUUAGAAAACAGUAAUAUUUAUUAC